Molecule: messenger RNA, 2347 nt
Organism: Suillus paluster
Lineage: Eukaryota; Fungi; Basidiomycota; Agaricomycetes; Boletales; Suillaceae
Exons: 12
Coding region: 199-2142 (647 amino acids)
Biological process (GO): small GTPase-mediated signal transduction
Cellular component (GO): cytoplasm
Molecular function (GO): GTPase activator activity
Source: RefSeq, a predicted model, not a curated record
CUCCUGUGUACUUGUGGAUUAUAAUAAUAAAAUAUUAGGCACCGGGCUGUAUUAUGGUUACAACCUUAGCGUUGGACAGAACUUUGUUAAUAGACAACACACGCCAGCCUCGUUGCAAACAAAAUUGGCCAGCUGCGCCGCUGCGGUCCCUUUCGACUUCAACUUCUUCUCUGUACCAUUUCAUAGUUUGUACCAACGAUGCCGCCCAACUUGAAGCAGAGACUCGCCGCUCUUUCACUUGCACCAUCUUCUCCAACCCCUCCUCUUGGAUCAUCUUCAGGUCAUUCUCCACUUAGUCGAAGGAAGAUAUUCAAUCCUCCAUGGAAGCGAAACCUCAAUGCUACGGGAGAUGAGCCCGACGCAAGGGAUAAGGUGCAGGAGGUUAUGGGCAAGGUCAUUUUCCAGGCUGGCGUUGAUUUUGAGACUAGGCCCAUGGUCAUUCUGAGUGCCUCGGCGUUACCUGAUCCGCAUGAGGUCUCCUAUGAUCUCCUCUUGCAGCGAAUUUUAUCCUACCUCGACCUCUUUGUUGAAUCCGAUUAUACUUUAGUGUUCUUCGCAGCAGGUGGUCGCUACGCUCCCAACUGGAGCUGGGUUUGGAAGGCAUACCGAAGCCUGAGUAGGAAGUACCGCAAGAAUUUGAAGCGCCUGCUCAUUGUACACUCUUCUUUUUUUUCCAAAAUGCUUUUCUCGUUGGCAGGUGCUAUCGUCAGCCCAAAAUUCUUUCGCAAAAUAGUCUACGUCGACACUCUGUCAGAACUUGCAACCCAGGUUCCGUUGACGCAAAUUGACAUUCCACCUGCUGUGUACAAAGAGAAUAUGAAACUGGAGCAGCAAAUCGUACUACCGAGCCCUGUUCGCUCUAGCGUCUUUGGAGUACCCCUGGAAGAACUUAUGGGCCAUGACGGUGAAAAGGGUAGCAUUCCGCGAGUUCUAAAAGACGCUAUCCAGGAUCUUCUGAGCUCUGGACUGAACGAGGAAGGACUUUUCAGGCGCUCGCCGAGCUCUGUGCUGCUCAAACAGGUUCAACAGGCCUAUGAUAGAGGCCAAGUCGUUUCCCUCCAAAGCUUCGACGAUCCUCAUCUCGCAGCUGUGCUAUUAAAGAAGUAUCUCCGCGACCUUCCCAACCCCCCAUUCUCAGAAUCUCUCUAUCCCGAUAUACGUCGAUGUCCGACACCAUCGAAUGACCCCGCCGACAUCACAGCUACGGCAUAUAUCCGCGACACACUUCUACCGCAACUUAUGCCAUGCAUGUACAUCCUAUUGAGCAAUAUAUUUCACCUGAUGCACGAAGUUUCUCUACGAUCAAGUGUAAAUCGCAUGGACGCACACAAUCUUGCUAUCGUGAUCUGUCCCAAUCUCGUCAAAAGCUCGAACCCCCUGCAAGAUGUAAUGAUAUGUUCUGUACCAAGCGGACCGUCGAUGUCCAGUAUACCUUCCACUAGUGCAACGCCCACGCCAGCGGUACUGACGCCCCCCACCGACUCUUCAAACGGCGGUACUACGCUGGGAUCUAUCGUCAAGCUCUGUAUCCAGCGCUAUUAUGAAAUAUUUGACGAGGUCCAUGAUCGCUCGGAGGCGGUGCCCCCAUCUACUCGAAGGUCAACUUCCCCACCAUCAUCGGAAGAUUCAUCAGGCUCACUGCCCAAGCAGGCACGACCAAUGAGUUUACGGAGCGACGACGAGGAGAUUGAUGAUGCGGUAUUGGUCAUGCCGAUUGGACCCGGUGGGUCGGGGAUUGCUUCUACGAAUGAGAAUUUGGCCAGCGUAUGGGGCGGUGGUGGUGCAGAUACAAAUGCACAUGCCGUCCCAUACCAGCCGCGGCGGCGAAAGGUUCCCGGAAGCGCUGGCGGCAAUGGAAACGGGGGCAAUGAAAGUGGGGUACGCUCAAUUAGUGACGAUAACCACAACAGUGCAGGGCGCCGAAAUCGAAGUAAAGCGCGUUCGACCCUCAGCAUAGAGCGUGCAGGGAGUGUGCUUGGUUCAGGGAAAGGCUCGAUAUCCAUUGGUCGUGGGACGCUUCGCAAGGCUAGUGGUUCGGGGGUAGAAGCAACGGGAAUCACUGCUGGCGGGUUUUUCACUGCACCCUCUCCUCCCUCGAUGCCUCCAAUUUCUAGUCCAAACGAGCGUCAAGCAUGGGUAUAAUAAAGAUGGAUGUUCGAUAGAGGUUUAUGAGGUUCGUUACGGAUGUUUUGCCGUCCGUUAUCUAUUCACUGGCUCUACUUAUGAAUCUGAUCCGGGAGUGUUCGUUCUCUGGUUUAAUAUAUAUCUCAUACUCCCAAUAUCAUACGUGUACAUGUAGGAUAGUCUUGCAGUUCCAAAUUGUACUGUCUGAUGGGUUUCAACCAAA